Messenger RNA from Tinamus guttatus (white-throated tinamou), 597 nucleotides. It is a transcript of the gene FAM162B, whose product is annotated as family with sequence similarity 162 member B. The record is from RefSeq and is a predicted model, not a curated record. NCBI's taxonomy places the organism in Eukaryota, Metazoa, Chordata, Aves, Tinamiformes, Tinamidae.
AUGUCAUUUACAUUGAAAGCUGAAUGUGAUAAGCAAUCGUUGAUCUAUAGGUCAGUAAGGAACAGCAGCGAUGACAGUAAUGGGAAGAAGGAGCCGCCUACCGCUGGCUCUGCCGCUGGAAGCAGCCGAGCGGGCGCCUUGGGGACGAACUCCCGAGACCUCCCAUGCCUGCGCCCCCUGCGCCCCGCGGACCCCGCCGCGGUUACUGCCCUGCCGCCCCGCACUCUUCGGGCACCGGGUAACGGGGUGUUCUCUCCUUUUUCUCUCUGGUCUCAAGAAGAGCAGGCUCACAGGGUGGCCGCAAGCUACAAGCCGUCCAAGUUCGACAAAAAAAUCCUCCUCUGGACCGGCCGCUUCAAGACGGAAGAUGAGAUUCCUCCGAGGAUCCCGCCGCAGAUGCUGGACAAGGCACGGAACAAAGCUCGAGUCAAGGCGUGCUACAUCAUGAUCGGCCUCUCCAUCGUCGCCUGCUUCGCCGUGAUCGCUUCGGCUAAGAAGGCCGCCGCGCGCCACGAGUCCCUGACCAGCUGGAACCUGGCCAAGAAGGCCAAGUGGCGGGAAGAGGCGGCGCUGGCAGCCCAGGCCAAGGGCAAGUAG